UACCCCCAUCCUCCUUUCUCAACAAGGCACCGUGCUGCAAUUUUCUUCUAUGUAAGCCUUUCAUUGACUCCACUUCCGAAGUCCUCAAGCUUCAUCGCCCCUUCCCCAUCUCUCUCUCUCUCAUCCACUUGCCACCUCCGCUUCUCCCCCGCUCUCUUCCUCGCAAAUCCGGUACGGUUUCUGGGGUCUUUCUCUCAAAAUCUGCUGAUCUCUUCCCCCUUCUCUCUCUCUAUCUCCACCCCCCCCGUUUUUUUUCCAUGGCGGUGGUGAUUGGUGUUUAUGAUCGUCUAUGGGGAUUUCUGAGUUUUCGUUGCUUCUGUUCUUGAGUUGACCUCGUUGGUAACUUUCUACUUUGUUGGGCUUUCCUAGCAUACCGAUGUCUUUUGAACUCCAGAGGAAGAAUUCAUCUAGACCGUUUGAUUUUUGUUUCAUGAACCGGGGGGGAUUCUGGUGCUUGUGGAAGGUAUUGUUUCGUCACUGGACUUGACGUUUAUUCUUCUUCUCUCUUUUCCCCCCUUCUUUUCCUUGGUGGGGGUAUGCGAAGCUAUUUGAAAAUUGGAUUCAACACUUGGGUAUAUUUCUUCUUUUAGAACAUUUUUUGAGAGCUAUUCGUUUCAAGUUGAUUGAGAUAAAAGAAAAUUUCCAUCCUGCUAGUGGGAAAGUUGUUGAUACAUAGUACAGUCCCUAAAUUUAUCAUGACGGCAAUAUCACUAGCUCCCGGGUUUCGGUUUUAUCCAACUCACGUUGAGUUGGUAAUGUACUAUCUAAAGAAGAAAGUGAUGCGGCAGAAGUUCCUUAAGGGAGUCAUUUCUGAGUUGGACGUAUACAAAUAUGAGCCCUGGGACCUUCCAGAUAAAGCUUGUUUGAAAAGUAGAGAUCUGAAAUGGUACUUCUUUUGUCCUAGAAAAAGAAAGUGUGCAAGUGGGGCUCGAGUGAGUCGUACUACACAAUUUGGGUAUUGGAAAAGUACUGGAAAGGACAGGCAUGUAGCUCACAACAAUAAAAACGUCGGGCGUAUUAAGACUUUGACAUAUUUUAGUGGUAAAUCAUCUAAAGGGGAUCCAACUGACUGGGUCAUGCACGAGUACAGACUUGAAGAAAAGUAUCAGUCAAAAAAUGUUUCUCAGGAUGCAUAUGUUCUCUGCGUAAUAUUUCAGAAGGAUGGUCCAGGCCCAAGGAAUGGUGCCCAGUAUGGAGCACCAUUUAAAGUGGAAGAUUGGGAAGAGGAUGGUGUGGAGGAGAUGGGUUCUUUUGAAGUUGAUCUUUCCUCCAGCCUGUCGAUGCUACCUAGUAAAGAGCCAUUAAAUUCAUUUGCUCCAGACACCUCUAUGACACCAAGUAAUGUUUUUGGCUGUUCUUCAGCAUCCUGUAUUUCUGAAAAUUUGGCAUCUACUUCGAAGGAGAUUCCUCAGAACAGAUCCGGGGGUAUUGCUCCAGUGGAGAUACCUCAGAAUCUGGAUUCUGCUGACGAUUUAUUUACAGUGGAAGAUUUUUUCCCUGAAGAUGGAAACUUGAAUUUGAUGGUUGAUGAUGGAUUUCAGGCGACUGUUCCUGCUUCAAAACAUACAGAUCAAAAUGAUCCAACAUAUGAAGGUUUAGGAGACCUAGGCGCUCGGUCUCAAUUGAAUGCUAACAUCACUGAAGAUGGUAAUGCUUAUCUUACUGGCAAUGGAGCGAUUUAUAGUCCUGAACAAAUGUUUCCAAUUUACUACGAAGCAAUGUUUAGUUCAGACCAAAUGCCAUACUUGGAGCUGAAUGAUCUUAACGCUCCAUUGAGUGAUACUUACCGAGACACGCAAAUGUCUAAUGCUGCGUACAAUUGUUCUAGCGUUAUAGAACAGCCGUGUUUCCAUUUUAGUUCCUUCGGAACUGCCAAUCAGCAUGUUCCUUCAUGUCAGUAUCCUUCUCUGCAUCAUUCCAGUGAUCAAAUAUGUCACCCCACUGAUCUUGGAUACCCUGAUGCAAACAUGUCUGCUUCCAGCCAGGAAAAUAUUCAUUCCAAUUCAAAUGGGGGAUCCAAUGGCUAUAAACCUCCCCGACUGGAUCAUGAUGCUAACCUCCCCUGAGGUUUCUGGAUAACUACGAACCUUGUGGCGACGCUGUUACUGUAACUUGAUAUUUAUCCACAGUGAAGAAUUUUAGUGCAGGGGUUUACUGUGGCAGUUCGUGAAUAAAUUUAUUGUGUUCUGAGUAGUUUAAGGUAUCAAAUGAACAGACUGAAUUAGUGAUUGUGUGGCAGAUAUUCUUGUUUAAGAAAAGGAUGAUCAGUCUCUGCUCUACAGGGGUAAGUAAAGGUUUGGUUCUCCCUCUUGAAUGGAACUUGCUCUUCUUACUGCAUGUUUGUUAAGUGUUUUAGACACACUGCUUCAUCUGGGAGUUCUUAUGGUAUCCUCUGUUUAUUACCA
Molecule: messenger RNA, 2405 nt
Organism: Cucurbita maxima (winter squash)
Lineage: Eukaryota; Viridiplantae; Streptophyta; Magnoliopsida; Cucurbitales; Cucurbitaceae
Product: NAC domain-containing protein 82-like
Exons: 7
Coding region: 696-2066 (456 amino acids)
Biological process (GO): regulation of DNA-templated transcription
Molecular function (GO): DNA binding
Source: RefSeq, a predicted model, not a curated record